CCAGGGUUUCGCAAAAAUGAUGAAAUGAAGGCUAUGGAAGUAUUGCCAAUUUUAAAGGAAAAAGUUGCAUACCUUUCAGGUGGCAGAGAUAAGCGUGGAGGUCCCAUUCUAACGUUUCCAGCUCGUAGUAAUCAUGAUAGAAUACGGCAGGAAGACCUUAGAAGACUAAUUUCAUACUUAGCGUGUAUUCCUAGUGAGGAAGUAUGUAAACGAGGAUUCACCGUCAUUGUAGAUAUGCGUGGGUCAAAAUGGGACUCCAUAAAGCCUCUGCUGAAGAUUUUACAGGAAUCGUUUCCAUGUUGUAUUCAUGUUGCACUGAUAAUCAAGCCAGACAAUUUCUGGCAGAAACAGAGGACUAACUUUGGCAGCUCUAAGUUUGAGUUUGAGACAAAUAUGGUGUCUCUGGAAGGCCUUACCAAAGUAGUUGAUCCUUCUCAGCUAACCCCAGAAUUUGAUGGCUGUUUGGAGUACAACCAUGAGGAGUGGAUAGAAAUCAGAGUUGCCUUUGAGGACUACAUUAGCAAUGCAACCCAUAUGCUGUCCAGACUGGAGGAAUUGCAAGAUAUAUUGUCAAAAAAGGAAAUGCCUCAGGACCUGGAAGGUGCUCGCAAUAUGAUAGAGGAGCAUUCACAAUUAAAAAAGAAAGUAAUUAAGGCCCCUAUCGAGGACCUUGAUGUGGAAGGACAAAAGCUGCUCCAACGGAUACAGAGCAGUGAUAGCUUUCCCAAAAAGAACUCUGGGUCAGGGAAUGCAGACUUACAGAACCUUUUACCCAAAGUAUCCACCAUGCUGGACAGGCUGCACUCAACACGGCAGCAUCUGCAUCAGAUGUGGCAUGUGCGGAAACUGAAAUUGGACCAAUGUUUUCAGCUCAGGCUGUUUGAGCAGGAUGCUGAAAAGAUGUUUGACUGGAUCACACACAACAAAGGUCUGUUUCUGAACAGCUACACAGAGAUUGGAACCAGUCACCCCCACGCAAUGGAGCUUCAGACACAGCACAAUCACUUUGCCAUGAACUGUAUGAAUGUGUAUGUAAACAUAAACCGCAUCAUGUCAGUUGCAAAUCGCCUGGUUGAGUCGGGCCAUUAUGCUUCACAGCAAAUAAAACAGAUUGCUAGUCAGUUGGAGCAAGAAUGGAAGGCAUUUGCUGCAGCCUUGGAUGAACGUAGCACGUUACUGGAUAUGUCCUCCAUCUUCCAUCAGAAAGCUGAACAGUACAUGAGCAAUGUGGAUUCAUGGUGUAAAGCCUGUGGUGAGGUGGAGCUUCCCUCAGAACUGCAAGAUUUAGAAGAUGCUAUCCAUCAUCAUCAAGGGAUAUAUGAGCAUAUUACCUUGGCUUACUCUGAGGUGAGCCAAGACGGAAAGUCACUGCUUGACAAACUGCAGAGACCUUUGACUCCUGGGAGUUCUGAUUCCCUCACUGCUUCUGCCAACUACUCAAAAGCCGUUCAUCAUGUUCUGGAUGUCAUCCAUGAAGUACUGCACCACCAGCGCCAACUGGAAAAUAUUUGGCAGCAUCGAAAGGUCCGCUUGCACCAGCGACUUCAGCUAUGCGUUUUUCAACAGGAUGUUCAACAGGUAUUGGAUUGGAUUGAAAACCACGGAGAAGCUUUCCUUAGCAAACAUACUGGAGUGGGAAAAUCCCUUCAUCGGGCUAGAGCUUUGCAGAAACGCCAUGAAGACUUUGAAGAGGUUGCACAGAACACAUAUACCAAUGCAGAUAAGCUCCUAGAAGCAGCUGAACAGCUCGCUCAGACUGGAGAGUGUGACCCAGAAGAAAUUUAUCAAGCCGCCCAUCAGCUCGAAGACCGAAUACAGGAUUUUGUUAGGCGUGUGGAGCAACGCAAGAUCCUGCUGGACAUGUCUGUGUCCUUUCACACUCAUGUUAAAGAGCUGUGGACAUGGCUUGAAGAGCUACAGAAAGAACUGCUUGAUGAUGUCUAUGCUGAGUCUGUGGAGGCUGUCCAAGACCUGAUUAAACGAUUUGGUCAGCAACAACAGACCACUCUUCAGGUUACAGUCAAUGUCAUCAAAGAAGGUGAAGAUCUUAUACAGCAACUAAGGGAUUCUGCCAUUUCUAGUAACAAGACUCCCCAUAACAGCUCCAUCAACCACAUAGAGACAGUCCUGCAGCAGCUGGAUGAGGCACAAUCUCAGAUGGAGGAGCUUUUUCAGGAACGCAAGAUCAAGCUUGAGCUGUUUCUGCAGCUCCGCAUAUUUGAAAGAGAUGCAAUAGAUAUAAUUUCAGACCUCGAGUCUUGGAAUGAUGAGCUCUCUCAACAGAUGAAUGACUUUGACACUGAAGAUCUUACAAUUGCAGAACAGAGGCUCCAGCAUCAUGCAGACAAAGCCCUGACCAUGAAUAACUUGACCUUUGAUGUCAUUCACCAAGGGCAGGAUCUGCUGCAGUAUGUCAAUGAAGUGCAAGCAUCUGGUGUGGAGCUGCUGUGCGACAGGGACGUGGACAUGGCGACGCGGGUGCAGGACCUGCUGGAGUUCCUGCACGAGAAGCAGCAGGAGCUGGACCUGGCGGCCGAGCAGCACCGCAAGCACCUGGAGCAGUGCGUGCAGCUGCGCCACCUGCAGGCCGAGGUCAAGCAGGUUUUGGGCUGGAUCCGAAAUGGAGAGUCAAUGUUAAAUGCUGGGCUCAUCACUGCUAGCUCUUUGCAGGAGGCGGAACAGUUACAGAGGGAGCAUGAGCAGUUUCAACAUGCAAUAGAGAAAACACAUCAAAGUGCCCUGCAGGCAGAGGCAAUGCUGCAGGCUAAUCACUAUGACAUGGAUAUGAUCCGCGAGUGUGCAGAGAAGGUUGCUUCCCAUUGGCAGCAACUGAUGCUGAAGAUGGAGGACCGUCUCAAGCUUGUGAAUGCCUCUGUUGCCUUCUAUAAAACUUCUGAACAGGUGUGCAGUGUGCUGGAAAGCCUGGAGCAAGAAUAUAAGCGAGAAGAAGACUGGUGUGGGGGAGCAGACAAACUGGGUCCCAACUCUGAAACAGAUCACGUUACUCCCAUGAUAAGCAAACAUCUGGAACAGAAGGAGGCGUUCCUAAAGGCUUGCACACUGGCUCGGAGAAAUGCUGAUGUCUUCCUGAAGUACCUGCACAGGAACAGCGUAAACAUGCCGGGGAUGGUGACACACGUCAAAGCACCUGAACAACAAGUCAAAAGUAAGGGGUUUCUUUUUCUUUUUUCCUCCAAAGACCGUGAUCAUCGUGUCUGUGGUGUGUGUGAUGAUGGGGGAGUGAAACCUGCCCAAGUGGAAAGCAUCCUGUCAGACUUAACAGGAAAUAAUUAAAAUUGCUCGCACAC
Messenger RNA from Leptosomus discolor (cuckoo roller), 3308 nucleotides. The record is from RefSeq and is a predicted model, not a curated record. NCBI's taxonomy places the organism in Eukaryota, Metazoa, Chordata, Aves, Leptosomiformes, Leptosomidae.